Emericellopsis cladophorae is the source of this 1059-nucleotide messenger RNA. RefSeq lists its product as uncharacterized. Bases 1 to 1059 code for a protein of 352 amino acids. NCBI's taxonomy places the organism in Eukaryota, Fungi, Ascomycota, Sordariomycetes, Hypocreales, Bionectriaceae. The record is from RefSeq and is a predicted model, not a curated record. The transcript is spliced from 2 exons.
AUGGCUAUCCCAUGGGAUUCCAUACGAUCGCUUCUUCUCCUUGUCGGGCCUAUACUUGUACCCAAGCUGCUUGCAUUCUACCGCGCCUCCAAGAACUCGAGGAACCGCGCCCUACCCAUACAGUCUAUUCCCGUCAACGUCUCCGUCGCCUUAACGCUUCUCGCCUCUUUAACGAUUCUCUAUCUUGCCAAGACUAUCCCUUAUUUCGCCCCCGAAAAUGUAUUCUCCAAGACCGAAUCGAGACUCCAGAUACCGGUCGACGUCCUGUUCACACGUAUCGCGUCGAGCCGACCAAAUGAGACGCUGACAGCAGCCGAUCAUGUGCUCAGGUCCAAGUUUAUCAACCUGGAGUCUCGACUCCUAUACCUGCAGUUUGGGCCCGACGUUCUUUCUGAAUGCCCCUUUUGCAACUCUGAUGAGCCCCGGAGCUACUUCUACUAUGCCAUCCCCGCGAUAAUCUGGCCACACAUUGUGAAUACGGUGGCCAUCGCGGCGGUCACGAGCCCGACUCUGACAGGCCGGCAUGGCGCCCAGUGGCGAACCUAUGCGACGAUUGCGUCAGGCAUCCUGGGUGCUGUCGAGGUGUACCUCGUCAGCUCGUACAACUAUCAGGUCAACUCGCGCGCCCUCAGGUUGCACCAGCUCGACAUGUUCUUCUGGGACAUGCGUACCUACCGCUACGCUGCACUGGCCGUGCUAAAUGCCGGUCUCGCUUACGUUCUAUUCCUGUCGUCCACCAACCGCGCAUUCGGCACGCCCCCAAGCCCAGCUGAGCGCGUGGAAACGGCAAACCGGGCACUCGGUGCCGCUAGAGGCAAACUGAACGCCUUGGGAAUCAUCAGAAACACCACGGUACGGGAUGAUGAACUGCGUACCCGGGUGCAGCACUACUGGGCUCAUGAAGUGCGCUUGAUGGGAGAGGUCAUGGAGGAGAGGGAAGUCGUCGAGGGUGUUAACGACGCACUGAGUAACCGCAUCAAGAUCGAGGACAUCAGCCGAGACGCCGAGACGUACGCACAGAGCGUGCUGCAGCCUCUUGAGACCAAGAAGGAAGAGUAG